CAUUCUGUUUACUUAGCUGUAGCUCCUGAAAAACAGGAGAGGUGACUAAAACCCUGUCAAGCAUUCCUUUUCCCUUUGGUUUUUAAAGAGCCUUCUAACUCAGGGGGGGCUUUUUUUUGUAAUCUAAUUAUGAUCUAUCUUAUUGUACUAGCACUCUGCUGUAGCUUUUUCUCUAGCAGAGCCACCCCUCUUCUAUAUGAAUUUUUGGACUGUGAAGAUCCUGAUGUCUUUAAAGCUGUCGACACAGCACUGAAGAAAUACAAUGGAGACAUAGCAACUGGCAAUCAAUUUGCUCUACACAUGGUGAUGGAAGCCAAGAGAACUGCAGGUCCUGACGCACAGUUCUAUGUGAAAUACCGAAUACGAGAAACCACUUGCGCCACUGAGGAAAACAAACUCUGGCAAGAUUGUGAUUACAAAGUAUCUGCAGAGGCUAAAACAGGAGAAUGCACAGCUCGGGUUCACAUGAAUAAUGCUGAAAAAACAAGUAAUGUUUCACAAGACUGCAGAAUAUUUCCAGCUAUGCCAAAGAUAACACUUACUCAGGCUACAUGUCUUGGAUGCUUUCAUCCUAUAUCAACUGACAGUUCAGUAGUGCUGGAAAUUCUGAAACAAGCCAUUCAGAAGUUUAACAACCACAGUGGUGAACAUUUCCUUUUUAAGCUUGUGGAAAUAAAGGAAGCUACAAGACAGGUGGUAGCUGGAUGGAAUUAUGCAAUUAAAUAUGAAAUUGAGGAGACUAAUUGCUCCAAAGACCAAUUUCAAGAUUUAACUCCAGAGUGCAAAACCACUUCCAGAGGUCGUGUAGGCAAAUGUGAUGCCAAAGCAUAUCAAAGUCUUCAGAACGUGAUUGUGGAUAUUGCAAGCCAGUGCAAGCUUCCAGUUGAAGAGACAGUAAUUGCUGCCACUCAAACUGGUUGCCCAAAGACUGUUGCAAAAGACAACCCAGAACUGAGGGAACUACUGAAGGUUUCCAUGGAGAAGUAUAAUUCAGAAAGCAAUGACGAUUUCUACUACAAAAGUGGAGAAAUAGAAGCAGCGACAGUUCAGGAGGUUGCAGGACAAAAAUACCAUGUAAGAUUUGCAGUCUGGAAGACAAAGUGUUCAAAGACAGACUUUGAAAAAAUUAGUGAAGACUGUGAAGCCAUGUCAGACAGUGUACCAUUGUUAUGUGAAGCACAAAUUCAUGUGAUCCCAUGGGAGAAUAAAAUCUUUCCCCAGGUUAACUGCUUGAAAGAACGUUCAAAGGCUGUACUUCUAAGAAGGCCUCCUGGAUUCACACCUUUUCGAAGUCUUGUUAUGCUAAAUCAGCCAAAUGAAAUGCCAUGCUCCAAUAAAAAGGAAGAAGAAAAGCAAAGACCUGAUAAAGAAACUAGAGAAGAUGAGCAAAGACCUGAUAAAGAAACAAGAGAAGAUAGUGGACAGGAACCAGAAGAUCGCCCAGAAUCUCCUCUCCCCAGAUGCCCUGGAAAACCAUGGAAAGAAAUUAUGGACAUUCCAGCUCCUUCUGGCUUUCCCAGAGAAUUCACAAAUGAGGAUCUCUUGCCUUCUGCAGUAGAAAACAGCAAUCCAGUGACAGAAAACCCAACACCUUCCCAAAAUGAAAUGAAAGACCUUGAUCUCUCAGAUGCUUUACUAUGAUUCAAACACUGUAGUAGCCCUUCCAGAAAUUCUAUAUAGGAAAAGAAAAAAAAAAUAGCCUUUCAAAAUAUUUAAAAUGUGAAGAGGCAAAAGCUCCUAUUCUGUUAGCUAAGAUACCCAAGUAGGUCACCACCAGUUCUGGGGACCUAGGAUCAUAAGGCAAUACUCUGUAUUUUCAUAUAUUUGGAAAGAUGUCAACCAGGCAAUGGCACUGACGCUUCAGAAUCUGUCUAAUAAAGGCACCAGGCAAUUCAAUAGCCUUUGGCUGCAGAAGUUAAAAUUGUAACUGCCUCAAAUUGCUGUAAGUACAAAGUGGAUCACUGCAUCAAAUCUCACUGUAUCAUGUUUGAAAGUGUCACAAAGUAUUUUGCAGAUUACAUGAAGACUCUUGAUCAAAUAUGGAUAAGACAAAAGCAAGCCAAGGAUGCUUUUCUUAGAUAUCUGAAAUAGUAUUUCUCUAGUUUCCUGGAAGGAGCUUUUAAAGAGCAAAAUAAAACAAGUGAACUUGUUUUACCUGUCAGUUUCUUCCGAUAGGUUAGUAUUAUCACCAUUCUAUCACUAGCAGUUGUUCUGUUGAAUGAUAUAACCAGGAACAACUGGGAGAAUCCUGAAUAGUGCAGCUCUUUUAUUCCCUAUGAACAUUAUGCUAACUACACCUCAGAGGCACUGUGAUUGACAGAUUUUUCAUGUGGCAGAGGUGAACAAAUAUGACAGAUGAAAAAAAUGCAAACACUUUAGUUGCCUACAAUUUGUCUGCCUUCUUCUAUAGGUAAUGCAUAAUUUAGAGAAUGGAUUGUAUUUUCUACUCUGGAUAUCUUCCAAAGGUUGAGUUUUUGGUGUGAUAUAUUACCUAAAAAUCACCAAGUAUUUCUGGCCACUUAAAAUAUGUUUUCUCUUUAUGGAGCCAAUGAUUUAUACAACUGACACUCCCUCUCCAGCCCCC
This is a messenger RNA of Neopsephotus bourkii (Bourke's parrot), 2584 nucleotides long. It is a transcript of the gene KNG1, whose product is annotated as kininogen 1. The transcript has 11 exons. Gene Ontology annotation, biological process: positive regulation of cytosolic calcium ion concentration; negative regulation of blood coagulation; negative regulation of endopeptidase activity. The coding region runs from base 130 to 1641 and encodes 503 amino acids. Gene Ontology annotation, molecular function: cysteine-type endopeptidase inhibitor activity. Lineage: Eukaryota; Metazoa; Chordata; Aves; Psittaciformes; Psittacidae. Gene Ontology annotation, cellular component: extracellular region; blood microparticle. The record is from RefSeq and is a predicted model, not a curated record.